This is a messenger RNA of Conger conger (European conger), 2378 nucleotides long. Its product is annotated as bcl-2-like protein 15. NCBI's taxonomy places the organism in Eukaryota, Metazoa, Chordata, Actinopteri, Anguilliformes, Congridae. The transcript has 4 exons. The coding region runs from base 322 to 783 and encodes 153 amino acids. Gene Ontology annotation, biological process: regulation of apoptotic process. The record is from RefSeq and is a predicted model, not a curated record.
ACGACACGAUCUCUAUUGGAUAAUAUCUAUUUCACGUCAUAUGAAAACUCCGCCAUUGCGUUCUACUGUAACCUACAUAUUUUGUCAGUAGUACAGUACGCUAAACUGUCCUGUGCGUUUGUAAAACCAAGUAGCUACAGUAAGUGCAUGCCAUCAGAACAGGAAAUAUUUGACAGGAGCAUUUUUAGCAUUAGGAUAAUCUUGCUGUUUUUGGAAAGCAAGGGGAACACUUGUCAUUGUAUGUAAAGUUCACUAAUUGCCUAGCUAAGGAAUUUCACUAGGGUUCCCCUCCGUUUACGCGAAAGCUAGGAUACUGUGAUAAUGGCACCGAAAGACAUAGUGGAACAAACCUAUGAAAUUAUCGAUUGUUUUUUUGACCCGUCUUCUAAAAGCAGCGAUAUCGAGACGGACUGUUCAGUCGGCGACGACGAUGAUUCAUUUGACCCUUGUGAAAUUGCCGGAAAACUUCGAGAGAUUGGCGAUGAAUUUGACGAGCAGACGAUCCAUCAGUUUAAAAAGGCCUUAGAAAAUGAUUCAAAUCAGGUGGAGGCGGCCUUCACAAAGACGGCCGAGGCGUUGAGCAACACCUGGAUGGCAGAAAGAGGGGAAGUGGCGAUGGAGAAACACCUGCUGCGGGCUUCGGUCACGCUCGGACUGUACGUGCAGAGGAACUACCCGAAAAUGGCAUCGGCCGUGCAGGUCGCCAUGACCGCCUUCCUCAUCAGCCGCGUCGCCCCAUGGGUUUCCCAGCAGGGCGGCUGGGAGAGAGUUGCCUCUGAAUAAAGAUCUUCUCAAUGGAAAGACCGAGUGAUGUACAGCAGAGAUAUUUGGCAACUUCACCACUGCAACAUCCUGCCAUCAAGUCAAAAUGAAACCGACUCGGGCACGAUUUUAGUGUACGUGUUGUUUCGAUCCGCUUUUUAAAAACUGAUUCAUGUUUCUCAAUUCCCAAUGGCCCCUGUCAUAUUCUAAAGCUUGUCUCCUUUGUGGAUCCUCCAUUUCGAGCCACGGCUUUAAUCCGUAACCUUCCGACGGAAGUGGAACAUGGUCUACCGUGGUUGCUGCUUUUCCUCAAAACGUUCCUUAACAGCAAAAACUAUUUACGGUGGGCGGAAUUAACUCCCCUCAUAUUGCAAAGGGCUUUUUAGCACUUUGGUCAGCCAUGAGUUAUGAGCCUGCUUUUGCUCAUCCAGCUUGCUUUUUUCCUAAAGGUCUACUCCUGCAACUAAUACAAGUGGACCACAGGCAGCUCUACUGUGCUGUCCUGCUAGGCUGCUGGCUACAGCGAUUUGAUUCAAAGUGGGAAAUUCUGCUCACUUACUUUGGCCUCCACAAACUUGGAUGUGCCAGGAAAAUAGAGGCACAAAUGAAAAAGUGAUUUUUAACCGGCUUGUUUUUAAAUGUUUACCGAAUACAUUUCCCUGCUGAACUGCAUACGAACAAAGAGAUGCACCAAGUACGUGUAACGGAAAUGCAACUACAAUUUUCAGCCAUUUGACCCAGAGAAACUGCAGUAUUUUGUGGUUUAGAAGAGGGUUGCGUAUGUAAUCGACACCUCUGGGUACGGAAUACAUCGUGUGACUGUGUGCCUCAGUCUGGGUUUCUGAGUGGCAGAAUUGUAUUUACAUAUAAAUACGUCAUUAUUUUGGAUUCAAAUACUUUCCUGUGCUCGAUUAAUCUUACCUGGUGCAAUUGAGCCAACCAAGAGGACCAGAAGGCAGGCUUCUUCUUCUGAGGGUUCUUCUUCUCCAAUAUACCAGACAAGCUCUGUAAAGCUUCGGAAAGUAUUUAAAUCCAAAACAAUGAGGUGUUUGACCCAGGUCUGACCAUCACCGUUGAACGAUUUCAAAUGAACAUUCCAUUUAGUUCACCACCACCACCACCACACCUUUUUAAUACAGAUAGAAGUGACUUUGGACGGACAAUGCCAUCCAGCUGAAUCACAGCUUACCUGUGGUUCAUUUUUAAAGGUAGAACAAAUAUUACAUUGAUUAAAGUCUAUUAUAGCAGCCAAAUAAUUGUCCAAUCAAUGGUCCCGAUGGAUCUGUAUUCUGUACUCAGGCAUGGCACAGCUCGGGUUAAAGUUGGGCCGUUGUGAAGUGGUAGGUCUCCUGCGAUUUCCUAAAACACAAGGUUUCAGACUGCACUGAUCUCUGCAUUCUCCUAUGGCUGUUGUGACCUGUUAAAUGUAUCGUACUGUACCUAGCCUUUGAAAGUGAAAUUGCACGGUCAUGUGAAUGUAGGAAUUUGUCAAUUUGUUGUUUAAGAAGGGACUAGAAGUAGAUUCAUUUCGGCCUUUUGUUGUUUCCUAUUUUUAUAUGUAAAUGAAAUCUAGAUAUUUCUGAUUGAAACCUUGCAUAAAUGUGAUGUUCCAAACA